GGAUCCAUCUUGCCUGAGAUCAUUUCCCCUCUGCAGCCGUCACGUGUAAUCCGGAGCCAAUCCUGUUAGAGCCGGGAAUGAAUGAGCCCUGCCAGAGCCCCUCACUCCCAACCCGCAGCCCCUGCUAUCUCCUCCCCUGUAUGCACCUGCCUUGCACCUGUGCCUGCAGCACUCCUGGCGCUAUCCAGGCAGGAUUCCUGGUCCCUGACUCCGGGAUGGAGCACAGGGAUGAGCCAUGUGUCCAGGAUCUCCAGGGUGCCGAGGAAAGGGGGACCCUGACCGUCAGUUGCACAGUAGGUGCUGGGAUGGAGGAGGAUAAUCCCGAGCAGGAAGGGGCUGCAGGAAGGGAGCCUCGCGGGAUGUCCUGGAGCGCUGAGCAGGGAGAGGCCAGUGGGGCUGGACGGCAGCAGGAGACAGAGGUGAUAUCUGCAGAUGAGACGGACAUCAGGGUGGUGACGGAGCACAACCACACCCAGGCUGAGGCGCGCCCCUACAGCUGCUCGGACUGCGGGAAGAGCUUCAGCCAGAGCUCCCACCUGGUCCAGCACCAGCGCACCCACACGGGCCAGAAGCCCUACAAGUGCACUGAGUGCGGGAAGUGCUUUGUCCUCAGCUACAACCUCAUCGAUCACCAGCGCAUCCACACCGGGGAGCGCCCCUACAAGUGUGGCCAGUGUGGGAAGGGCUUCAUCCGGAGUUCCCACCUCUUCCAGCACCAGCGCAUCCACACGGGCGAGCGGCCCUACCGGUGCACCAAGUGCGGGAAGAGUUUCAACCGCAAUUACACCCUGGUGAAGCAUUACCACACCCACGUCAGGGAGCAGCCCUUCAUCUGCAGCGAGUGCGGGAAGAGCUUCAGCUUUGGCUCCUUCGCUCAGCACAUCCGCACCCACACAGGUGAAAAGCCCUACAGCUGUGCUGAGUGCGGCGAGAGUUUCAGCAGCAGUUCCAACUUGAGCCAGCACCGACGCAUCCACACUGGGGAGAAACCUUACAGAUGUGGCCACUGCGGGAAAAGCUUCAGACAGAGCUCCAACCUCAUCAAGCACCGGCGCAUCCACACCGGAGAGAGACCCUACAGCUGCCCCGAGUGUGGCAAAACCUUCAACCAGAGCUCAUCGCUCAUGCAGCACCGGCGGAUCCACCGCGGCGAGCGGCCCUACGAGUGCACCGAGUGCGGGAAGCGUUUCAUCGACAGCUCCAACCUCAACAAGCACCGGCGCACCCACACCGGUGAGCGGCCCUACAAAUGCACCGACUGCGGGAAGGGCUUCAGAGACAGCUCCGCCCUCAUGAAACACCAGCGGACCCACACAGCAGAGAAACCCUACAAAUGCCACGAGUGCAACAAAAGCUACAGCCUGAGCUCGAACUUGAGCCGCCAUCGCAGGAGCCACACGGGGGAGAGAUCCCACAAAUGUGCCCAGUGCGGGAAGAGCUUCCACUUCAGCUCCCAGCUUGUCCAGCACCAGAUCAGCCACACUGGGGAGCGACCCUACAAAUGCCCUGACUGCGGGAAGAGCUUUGGUGUGAGCUCCAACCUUCUCCAGCACCAGCGCAUCCACUGGGUGGAGCGACCCUACAGCUGUGCCAACUGCGGGAAGAGCUUUGGCCACAGCUCCCUCUUGGCCCAGCACCAGCGCAUCCACAUGGACGAGAGACCCUACAAGUGUGGGGAGUGCGGGAAGGCUUUUGGGGUGAGCUCGGCCCUGAUCCGACACCAGCGGAUCCACACAGGUGAGAGGCCUUACAAGUGUCUGGUUUGCGGGAAGAGCUUCAACCUUAGCUCCAACCUCUUCACCCAUCGCAGGAUCCACUGGGAUGAGAAACCUUAUAAAUGCCCUGAAUGCGGGAGGAGCUUCAGCCAGAGCUCAAGCCUCAGACGCCACCAGAUCAGCCAUACGGGAGAACGACCAUACAAAUGCCCUGAGUGUGGAAAGUGCUUCAGCCAGAGCUCCCUCCUGAUCCGGCAUCAGCGGAUCCACACGGGGGAGCGACCCUACAGAUGCUCCCAGUGCUGGAAGAGCUUCCUACGGAGCUCCCAGCUGAAGAGACACCAGAGAGUCCACAUUAGGUGGGACAGGCUCCCAGCCCCAGCCCGUUCCCACCCCCUUAGUUCCUGCCCCAGCAGCCCUGGGGACUGGGGCUGGAGCAGCCGGCGCUCCCUGGUGGGUCCCCCUGGGGGGCUUUUGGAGGAGACGCCGAGGCCGCUCUGCAGGGACGUCAUGCAGGAGAAUGACAAGACCUCAAUCUCGCUGGCAGGUUCCAGGACCAAGAAUAGGAAUCCCCAGCAAGAAGAGCCUGCGGGGGCGGAACUGCAAGGGAUGCCCCAGAGUCCUGAGCAGGGAGAUGCUGGCCAAAGCCAGGGAAGGAGAGGACAGCAGCAGGGAGAGACAGAGGGAGAACCCACUGAUGAAGAAUGUUCUAAGAAGCUCCUUGGCUUGCAAAGAAUCUGCACAGCAGAGAGACCCUAUAAGUGCCCUGAAUGCGGGAAAAGCUUCACCCAGAGCUCUAUGCUCAUCCGCCACGAGAGAUCCCACACGGGAGAAAAACCCUACACAUGCUCUGUGUGCGGGAAGAGUUUUAGUCAGAGGUCCAAUCACAUGCAGCAUCAGAGGAUCCACACGGGGGAGCGACCCUAUAAAUGCACUGACUGUGGGAAGAGCUUCUCUCUGAGCUCCCGCCUGCUCCAGCAUCAGAUGGUGCAUACUGGAGAGCGGCCUUACAAAUGCCCUGACUGUGGGAAGAGCUUCAACCAGAAGUCGAAUCUGAAGCAGCACCAGAGAAUCCACACAGGGGAGCGACCAUACCGACGCCCUGAUUAUGGAGAAAGCCACUCUCUGAGCCCACCCCAGGGGAUCCAUAAAGUAGAGAGACCCUAUAAGUGUCCCCAGUGUGGAAAAUGCUUCCGUGUGAGCUCGCACCUUAUUAGACACCAAGUCACCCACACAGGAGAGCGACCCUAUAAAUGCUCCAUCUGCGGAAGAAGCUUCUCCCUGAGCUCUCACCUCAUCCGGCACCGGAUAGUCCACACAGAGGAUAAACCCUACGUCUGCACUGAGUGUGGGAAGAAGUUUAGCCUGAGCUCCAGGCUCGAUAGGCACCUGAGAACCCACACGGGAGAGAGACCCUAUAAAUGCCCCAACUGCGGGAGCGGCUUCGUCGACAGCUCUGCUCUUAUUAAGCACCAGCGGAUUCACACUGGGGAGAGACCCUAUACCUGCCCUGAAUGUGGGAAGAGCUUUGGUCGGAGCUCGUACCUUAUCACCCAUCAGAGAACCCAUACGGGAGAGAGACCCUAUAAAUGCCCCGACUGCGGGAAAAGCUUUGUCGGCAGCUCUGAUCUUAAUAAACACCAGCGCACCCACACGGGAGAGCGCCCCUACAACUGCCCUGAAUGUGGGAAGAGCUUCAGCCGGAGCUCAAACCUCAUUGCCCAUCAGAGAAUCCACACGCGUUCCUUCAGUCCUGCUCAGGGAUGUGGAGCGGAGCUGCCCAGGAUGUCCCAGAGCCCCGAGCGGGGAGACACCGAUGGGACAGAACAGCAAUGGAGAGCCUCCCCAACAGGGAAACUGAGUCAAUCCAGAGCUGGUGUCGAAGCUGAAUAUGACAUGGUGUCUCGGGGAACCCAGGCAGGGGAGAGAGCGAAUACGUGCCCCAAGUGUGGGAAAAGCUUCCCUUGGAGCUCCCGGCUCCUCCGACACCAGAGAUCCCACACCGGGGAGCGCCCCUACCAGUGCCCUGACUGUGGGAAGGGCUUCGGCGAGAGCUCGGCCCUGAUCCAGCACCAGCGCACCCACACCGGGGAGCGCCCUUACAGCUGCAGUGUGUGCGGGAAGAGUUUCAGCCUGAGCUCCCACCUGAUCCGCCACCAGCGCACCCACACGGGGGAGCGCCCCUACCAAUGCCCCGACUGCGGGAAGGGCUUCCUGCAGCUCUCCCAGCUCACCCUGCACUGCCGGACCCACACGGGAGAGAGACCCUAUAAAUGCCCUGACUGCGGGAAAGGCUUCAGUGAGAUCCCCAACCUGCACCGGCACCAGCGCAGCCACACGGGGGAGCGGCCCUAUAAAUGCUCCGACUGCGGGAAGGGCUUUGCUCAGAGCUGCCACCUCCUGCAGCACCAGCGCACCCACACAGGGGAGCGGCCCUACAGGUGCCCCUGUGGGAGGGGUUUUGUCCGGAGCUCCCAGCUGAUCCGGCACCGGACAGUUCAUACAGGGGAGAAACCGUACAAAUGUCCCAUCUGCGAGAAAUGCUUCACUCAAGGAUCCACCCUGGCCAGCCAUCUGCGGAUCCACACCAGGGAGAGACCCUUCAAAUGCCCCCAGUGCGGGAAGAACUUUGUUCGGAGCUCCCACCUUAUUACACACCGGAGAACCCAUACAGCAUAGAACGCCAUGCGCACACACCCCCAUACGUGUCCCAGCCCUGGGGUGUGUGUUAGCCAAGGUUCAUCCCCUAAAACACCCCUUAAAGCCCACACAUGUGGCUCCUUCCAUACAUGUUCCCUCCUGCGCAGAGGUACAGCUAAGGCACAUUCAACAUUUUUAGGGGCCUCAUUUAUUUCAGCAACCGCUUGGAUUGAAUCCCUUGAUUUCCAGCCAGACUGCUAG
This is a messenger RNA of Mauremys mutica (yellowpond turtle), 4616 nucleotides long. RefSeq names its product zinc finger protein 850-like. Gene Ontology annotation, biological process: regulation of transcription by RNA polymerase II. The transcript is spliced from 7 exons. The record is from RefSeq and is a predicted model, not a curated record. Gene Ontology annotation, molecular function: RNA polymerase II cis-regulatory region sequence-specific DNA binding; DNA-binding transcription factor activity, RNA polymerase II-specific. The coding region runs from base 78 to 4394 and encodes 1438 amino acids. Lineage: Eukaryota; Metazoa; Chordata; Testudines; Geoemydidae.